This is a messenger RNA of Cordyceps fumosorosea ARSEF 2679, 3072 nucleotides long. Its product is annotated as HET domain protein. NCBI's taxonomy places the organism in Eukaryota, Fungi, Ascomycota, Sordariomycetes, Hypocreales, Cordycipitaceae. The record is from RefSeq and is a predicted model, not a curated record. Bases 1 to 3072 code for a protein of 1023 amino acids. The transcript has 4 exons.
AUGGAUUUCUUACCAUUGCCCAAAGAUCCGACUUUCCCGACUCCAGAGACUCCAUUUCUUUCAUCGCAGAACUGGGACUUUGGUCCUUUCCGCGGCUUCCUGGACAGGAAAUAUCAAGACUUGGGCCUCACAAAUGCGCCUCAGCUGCCAACCACCCAUGCACUGCUGACGCUCCCGCUACAGCGCAUCUUUGACGCCGUCCCGGCCGCCAAGCUGCAGUCUUUCGUGCAGACGUGGCUCUUCUUCGGUCUCCUAGCUGAAUUUCUGAGCCUCAACGAGCUCGAGGAUGGAACGCGCCUCGUCAGCCUCGACCAGGCGCGCGAGGAGAUGGCUGAGCUGUAUCGUGAAUUCUCCACGACCGGCGACGACGGGCAGAAGCUCCUCACCGCCGCGCCCAUCCUCGGAAAGGCGGACAUGUUCGUCGAGAGGGUUAAGCUGGCCGGGGAGCUCGCGCCGCGCUUCCACUACCUGCACGCUUGCCUGACCCGAUCCGUGCAGGUCGUCAACAACACCUUCAACCAGCUGGACUACGCGAUCCGCUACUCGGUGGCCGGCCUGGGCGAGCUCUUCAUGACCAACAUCUACGCGAGCAGCCAUUUAGUGACGCCGCGCAUCGUGCUGCCCACGUCGUCGUUCAACUGGUUCAGGGACUACCUCAGGGCCGGCAACGACGUGGAGAAGCACAUGCUGAGCGUGGGCUGGUGCCCGAGCGAGGUCGAGAAGCUGCGAAAUCUCUUCCAGGGCGUCGCUUCGCUGCACUAUGUCACGAGGCUAAGGCCGCGGACCAGGCCGGGCGAUCACGUCCGGUGCGCAAACUACGCCUGCCGGGCCUUUCAGAUUGACAUUGAGCAGUACAAGCCGCGGCACGCAAUGGAGGGUUGUCAGUGCGACGACGUGCACGUAGACGAGGCCGAGCUGGUCCGAGCCCUAAGAGGAACUACCUCGUAUCCCGUGUUGAAGAUAGACAUCGGGCCGGAUGGCGCGGGGCCCGCGAACGUCACGCUGGAGACGUAUAGGCCUGGUGUCAACUACGUCGCCCUAUCCCACGUCUGGGCCGACGGGCUGGGGAAUCCACGCAUCAAUGCGCUGCCCCAUUGCCAGGUGAUGAGAAUCGCCAAGGCCGUCGCGGAGCUCAACCGGACGAUGAAUGAGAGCAAGGACGAUCCAGAAACCGAAUAUCGCGUGUGGGUUGACACAAUCUGCUGUCCGGUUGAGCUCGAGGGAAAGGCCAUUGCUUUGGAGCGGAUCGCAGAUGUCUACAAAAACUCGACGCAUGUCCUCAUUCUCGAUUCAUCUCUGACUUGCAUGGACACCACCACAAGCGACUUGGCCGAGAUGUUGCUGAGGACUUUUAGCUGCUCUGCUUGGAUGCGGCGACUCUGGACUCUUCAAGAGGCCAUCCUUCCAAAGAAUCUCUGCAUUCAGUUCCAAGACAAGGCAGCAUCCGCUGCAGACCUCAUGCGCGACUUGUACAUUGAAGGCAUAAAGGACAUGCGGCGCCUCCGAAUUUGGCACGACCUUCUCAACGAGUUCAAUUACCUUCAAAACUUUGAGCAAGCAAGUCGCGGCCUGGAUGAUUCAUACCACAGGCCGCAGCUCGUCGUGCUGCAGAGAGCUAUUCACUUCCGCACCGUGUCGGUCUCGUCCGAUGAGCCCCUCUGCAUAGCCGUCUUGAUGAACCUGCAAAUUGAAGGGCUGACAUUGAUGACUGACGGACAAGAGCGCAUGGCUCGUGUCUGGGCCGCCUUGGCCGAGACCCUCUGCGGAAUCUCCACGUCGGUCGUCUUUUAUCUCGAAGAGACCUUGUCCCUCAAGGGCUGGCGCUGGGCUCCCAAAAGCCUCCUCGGCAGCCUCGGCGAGGACUCCACGCUCGGGAUGGACGAGCGAUCCCUCCGCUUCUCCGUCCCGCUGCCCGUCACCCCGCAGUCCGUCGGCAUGCCCACCCCUCGGGGAUUCCGCAUGCGGGCCCAGGGCGGUCUCCUCCGGGUCGCCCCCCUCCGCGAGAACUUUUCCGUGCUGCCGUGGAAGGGCGUCACGAAGCGCUCCAUCGAGGCCCACGUGCUCAUCCACCGCGAGGCGACCGACGACUGGUACCGCAUCGCGGACUGGCACCGCAGCCGCAAGCUGGGCACGUGGACGGAGGAGGAGCGCAAGGCGUACGACGAGGCGCACCCGACGCCCAUGUUUGACUGCAUCCGGUCCGACAGCGCGGCGCUCGUCUUCAACAAGUUUGACGUCGACGCCGAGGUCAACGUGGCCAUCCUGGGCAAGGCGCAGGAGUGCGCGGAUGACGGCGACGAGGAGGAGGAGGAGGGGGGGGAGGGUCAGCAGAGGGCGAUGCUGUUUGAGCGGGAGCGCACGGUCAUGUGCUGGCGUCUGGGAGAGCAGGAGGUGGCUCUGCUGAACAAGGUGAUUGUCAUCGCCAAUAGGCUGGCGGACGACCAGGUCACGGCCAACUUGCUGGCGUGCGGCGAGGAGGCCGGCCCGGAACGCGACAAUUGCCUUGCAGAGGUUCGGUCGUGGUUGGAGAAGACAGUUGAUCGGGAGUGGAAGCAAGAUCCGGAAUUUGCACAGCUCGUGGCGAGCGCCGGCAAGAGCACGCUGGCCAAGACCGUCAUCGCAAAGCUACCCAACUUCGUGCGCUUCUCCGUCGACAAGAUCAUCCGCGACAAGUACGGCCUGUACGGCAUCGACUUUGCGCGCGACAAGUACUCCGGGUACCUCGACGAGGCGCAGGCGCAGAUCAAGACGGAGCUGGCCGCGCUGCUCCGCGAGGGCACCCGCGACGCCGUGCUGGACCUGUCCUUCUGGAACAGGGCGUACCGCGACGAGUACAAGGCCAUCAUCGAGAAGGCCGGCGGCCGCUGGGUGCUGGUCUUCCUGGACGCCGGCAAGGAGCUGCUCUGGAGCCGCAUCCAGGGCCGGAGGACCGCGCGGGACAGAAUACCGGUGGAGAGCGGCGCGAGGGAUGGUGAUUCGGCGUAUGAUAUCGAGCCGGAGACGUUUGAGAUGUACUGGAAUGGAUUCGAACCUCCAAAUGGGGAAGAGGAGAUCAGAUACGUGGUGACGUGA